Molecule: messenger RNA, 1968 nt
Organism: Strongylocentrotus purpuratus (purple sea urchin)
Lineage: Eukaryota; Metazoa; Echinodermata; Echinoidea; Camarodonta; Strongylocentrotidae
Exons: 2
Coding region: 306-893 (195 amino acids)
Source: RefSeq, a predicted model, not a curated record
ACAAAUAGCUACUUUCAUCGGAAAAAAAGGCAUGGGUUGUCAUUUUUAAUAGGUCACUUCCUGACGUGAUACCAUUCGAUGUACGUGACGUGUAUCAGUUGAAGAACAGCGAAGUUGCACUGAAACAGAAGUGCUAGAAACCCUUUGCUCCGAGUACUGACAAAUGGGGUUGCAUUCAUCGCCCGUUGGACGACGUUGCCCUGCAGAUUAAACCCAUACAUGCUGCCCAUGUUUAAUUAUUUCGAUUCAAACAUCGUAUUUGGAUUAAAACAAACUCUGUGGAUUUUGUUGACCACAAAUUCAUCAUGUGGUGGAAAUUAUUGCUGAAUGUGCUCAGUCUGUCCCUGACGGUGACCCUAUGUUCUGCCUGCACUGCUUCCAGCACAGGUUCGAGAAAACCGAAUAAACCCUUUCAUGGGAUCUUAAAUGAACCCAUGGCGGAUGUUUGGCUUGGAGCCAUGGAAUUCAUCGACUUCACUUGCGGUCUUCCCAAGAAUCCUGACAAACCCGUUGAACAGCCCACGGCAAAUCCGCUGCUCAACCUGCCUACAGACUACACCAAUCAGAUCGCACAGAGCAUGAAGCUACCGACAGGCAAGGUCAACCCUUACAAAUUCGAUCACUCCUUCGUCUACUUCCGGGGCAAGACUUUCGAGUGGGGCGCCAGCAUCAUCUACGACUACAGCACGGCGAACAUCGGCCGCGACCCUCACGUGUGUCCGGCGAUCUGGAGUCUGCAGCGGGGAAGCAACUGCACGCUGAGCCAGGUAGAGAACCUGGCAGCGAAGUUCGGACCGAUUCACGGCGCUUAUCAUCUUUUCACCAACAACUGUCAUCAUUUUGCAGAAUGGUUAAUGAAGAAACUUAUUGCAGGUGAUUGCAUUCCAAAAUAAUGACCAAUGACGUCAAGAAUAUUUUCAGGACUUAUCAAGAAAAAGUAUUCACUUCAUAACUUCAGCUGUAAGUGCUGAAUGAUUUUAUAUUCGAUUUGCUCUACCUAUAUAAUUAUGAAUCGAAUAGAGUGAUGAGGUUCUAUCUACACCUUUACUGGAAGCGAUGAUUAAGACUGAAAAUAAUGAAUUGAAUUAUUCUUUCCAAUAUUAUUUUCAACAGAUGUACAGGAAAUUAGAGUUUCCCUUCGGUUGCCAUGAAAAUACCUGUCUCAUAAAAUAUGAACGACAAGCGUCAACUAUGAACCAAACGUUUUGAAACCAUGUGCAAAUUUUGCUUUAUGUCUAUGGUUGCUGUUUAAUCUAUACUGAGUGCAAGACGAAAAGCUUGAGUUUGUCUCCAGUCCACCGAUACUAUUUAAAAUACAAAAAUGACACAAUAUUAAUACAAUAUCUGUAUGUGGUCGAUUCCAGACUUUCAAUAAAAGGCUUGACAAUUAAUUGCUGACCGUAUAUAGUCCCGGAUAGUGGUCUUUGUCAAUGACACGAAGCUCUUUUCUUUUAAUGUCUGUGCAUUCAUUAGCCCGACUUGAUGAUUUCCCCAUCUCAAUAAAUGGCUGAGCAUUGAAUUGUUAAAACCUAUAAAUGUUUUAACAAAUUUGUUUUUAAAGGUCAGAAGUAUUUUUUGAAAAAGGAAAAAUAUAACAACAGAAUGUAAAGAAAAGGGUAAAUACACUUGAAAAAGGUAAAACGGUUUAUAGCAAAAUUAUCUGAGGUACUGGGUAAUUGAGGAGGUUUCCCUUACCAAAGAGCACUUGCGCAUCAAGUUGGUUUCGAACACAGAACCUCCCGCUUAGGAGAACACUUGAUCACUCGAAUUAUCCCACCUCCUAUCGAGCUAACUGUUUGAAUAAUUAAAGAGAAGGGUGCAUGGAAUCUAGGAUUCUUGAAAAAAAGAUUGUGAGAUUUUUCAUUCUUUUUAUACCAGUGAAAUGUCGUGGGGUGGGUUGGAUAAGAUACCCCAGGUGGACCGUGUCAGGAAUUAGAGUGGAUUCAAUUAAAGCACAGGGACACCAGA